Molecule: messenger RNA, 1191 nt
Organism: Prosopis cineraria
Lineage: Eukaryota; Viridiplantae; Streptophyta; Magnoliopsida; Fabales; Fabaceae
Product: protein RGF1 INDUCIBLE TRANSCRIPTION FACTOR 1-like
Exons: 4
Coding region: 295-852 (185 amino acids)
Source: RefSeq, a predicted model, not a curated record
UUUUCCCUCCCGGAGUUAUUCUGCGGAGCAUUAGUGAGUAGCCACUCAUACCUAUCAAGCAUGAUAAAGUUCCAUUCUUUCCCCGUCAUCUUCACCCAUUUCACUUUGACUGAGUAUAUCUUCCUUUAAUUCGUUAAAUUUCUACCCUAAUGCCUCUGUAUAUUGCUUACAACGGAGACUUCUGUUUUUGCCAUUGACGCAACUGACACCACUAAAGGUGGUAAAGUCCAAAAUGGCGUUUCGCCAAGACACACCUUUGUUUGAUCCUGGCUGAGUGGAUGCUAGGUUGAACAAAUGGCCCAACGUAGGGUGCACAAGCCUAGGUGGCUCGAGCCUAUUCUGAAAAAAACUUUCUUUGAUUCUUGUGUGGCUCAUCCUAUGCAUAAGAAUGAACGGAAUAAAUACUGUAUGACCUGCAACAAGUCUGCUUGCCAAUACUGUGUGUCUCAUGGCAUCCAUCGAUGCCACAAAAUGCUGAGCAUUUUCAAACAUGUCUACAAAUAUGUUGUCGCUUUAGCUGCUGUUGAAAAGCAUAUUGACUGUUCACACAUUCAGACCUACACAUGCAACAAGAGAUUGGUUAUUGCUCUGAAUCCUCUUCCACACGGCUGUUUGGAGUCAAAUACUGAUCUGUCAUGUGAGACCUGUGGCAGAAGGCUGAAUAACCCUCGUUUGUAUCGUUAUUGCUCCAUUUCAUGCAAGGUUAAAGCUGUUUUAAGGAAGCCCGAUGAUUCACUUCCUCCCUUCAUUACCAAGCAGCGUCCUUCUAAGGGAAAGAAAGAGAAGGCCUCUGUGCUCCGGAAGCCAAUAAACAAAAGAAAGGGAACACCCCGCAGGGCUCCCUUCUUCUGAAAGCCUCAACCCUCAAGUGGUUGGUGAUUUAUAUAUAUCCUUAUAUGAUGUAGACAGGAUUGGGAGUAAUUACACCAUCAAGUUUUUGUCAUCAAGGCAAUUAAUCUAUUUGCCUUGUUUUACUUAAAUUUGUAAAUAUGCUGCAUAUGCUUAUGGUCUCUGGAGUUGCAUAACUAGCUCUGUUUGCCCGUGGUGAUUAGACUUCGCUUGCAACAACUGUCUUGUGAAUUAACCAUGUGACUAUUGUAUGAGACUGAAAUGAUUUGAAAGUCUUCAACUUUCAUCAAUUGCAAUGGAAAAGCUGUCGAGUUGUAAUAAUAAAUCAAUGAACUUAAACUU